Messenger RNA from Austrofundulus limnaeus, 1313 nucleotides. RefSeq names its product SWI5-dependent homologous recombination repair protein 1 (gene sfr1). The transcript has 3 exons. The coding region runs from base 102 to 656 and encodes 184 amino acids. The record is from RefSeq and is a predicted model, not a curated record. Gene Ontology annotation, cellular component: Swi5-Sfr1 complex. Gene Ontology annotation, biological process: double-strand break repair via homologous recombination; positive regulation of DNA-templated transcription. NCBI's taxonomy places the organism in Eukaryota, Metazoa, Chordata, Actinopteri, Cyprinodontiformes, Rivulidae.
AAAUACGGAAAAACAGAAAAGUUAUGCCAUWGCUUCAGCUAAAAGCAGAUUUAUGUGCGUAAAAAAAACCUAAUUUUCAUGAACCUCAGUCAGUUUGACUAAUGGAGGUCACUCCUAAAUUAAAAUCUGCGUAUUGUCCACCUUGUUAUGCAGCCGAGUCGAGCCCGUCUGAGUUUAAAGAGGAAAAGCAGCGUCUGCAGCUGAGCGCCUCGCUGAGAGAGAGGCUGAAGAGGAGCAGGCGCUCCUUCAUCUCUCCUGUGGCCAAACGCCUCUGCGUGGAUAAUGAAGAGGAGGAGGAGGAAGGUGGCCAGCAGGUCUCUGCGGCCACGGCUAAGCCCGAACCUGUUCCCGAACCAGCACACGUCACCUCGGAAGACUUUGCAGAACAACUCAGGAAGGAGAUCAAAGCAAAAACAGAGACUCUGCGCAGACUCAAGAUGGUUCAAAUGUAUAGAAGCAAGAAUGAUUUAAACCAGCUCCAAAUAUUGAUCAACAAGUGGCGUAGUUGUGCUCAGGCUGCCCUGUACGAGCUCCAGUCAGGCGUCUCCAUCGAUGGACGAAAGGCCAACCUGUCCGAGCUGAUGGACCUCUUCGGCCUGGGCGACAGCAUUCUGCACUUCGACCGCUGCGAGGACGACUUCACACCRCACCGUUAGGCAACACGACACUUCACCAAACCACUAGAGACGUUCUCACGGGUGCAAUGUUUCARGAAAGUUUUAUUAGUUGUUUGUUCUCAGCUGAUGUACUGUAAUGUUUCAUGUUAYGUCAGUCGUGGUUCAGCUCAUCGAGGGAGACGAAGUUCUUCCUUCUCAAACGCUCCACUUCUUCGCCAAGGAGAAACAGCUCCUCCGCCUGAGAAAUGGCGGUCUCCUUCCACUUCCUCCUCACAAGGAUCUCCUGGUAGCGCUCUUCUCUUUCAGCCGCCACGUUUUCCUCAGUGGCUAAAACGACAAAAGAGACGAGCUGUCGGUAAAAGCAGGAAAAAGAACGCACUGCUUGUAGCCGAAGUGGCUUUUUUUUUAUUACCUGCCAAACCACAGGUGUCCGUCAGCUCUGCAACAGUCGCCUGUAGGUCAGGGAGCUGCCGCUCUAAAGUCUCGGUGCUUUUUGUUUUCUCUGCCGCCUGUUGUUUAAUCUGUCUGAUCCGUUUCUGGCAUUGCUGCACCUUUUUUUGAUGAAUCUGAAAUAGUAGAUUGUUGUAUUGAUGCAUAUUAAAAAGUAAGAAAAAAAAUGUAGAGCUCAUUGAUGCAAAUUAAGUUGUUACGUUUUUCAUCCGAGCUAUGCUUUCUUCCAUGCUGGAGAUUUGCUUG